This is a messenger RNA of Trichoplax adhaerens, 1011 nucleotides long. RefSeq lists its product as uncharacterized. The record is from RefSeq and is a predicted model, not a curated record. The transcript has 12 exons. Gene Ontology annotation, biological process: signal transduction. Lineage: Eukaryota; Metazoa; Placozoa; Uniplacotomia; Trichoplacea; Trichoplacidae. Bases 1 to 1011 code for a protein of 336 amino acids.
AUGGGUGAAGGAUUGGUCAAGGAUUGGCUUGUGGUAGAAAAGAAUAAUUGCAAUUACAAUCAGUGCGAUCAUAGUAUUGCAGCUACGGAUGAGAUUCUGAUCAUGUCGAGACAGCAAGUGAGAUUAGUUAAGGUGAUUUCGUUGGAUCAGAAUAAUUAUAGGAUUUCGGAGAAUAGUCUUACCGGUUCUCAACCUGAAACAUCGACAAAUCAAGCCAAUAGAGCUGUAAAUAAAGCUAAGGGCAAGAGAACUCCAACAAAGCAGGAAAUUUUAGCUCGACUUUCUCUGUAUAAUAAAUACCACGAAAAAGGUUCUCCACAUUAUAAAUUGACGUACAUCCAGGACGCCAAUGGAAUCUUAAUUAGUGGUAAUCUCCGCGUCCAUUGGGGAUUAAAGAGACCUAUCAAACAAGCCCUUUCAUCUACUCAAUCACUAUAUGGCAGCAGCUCUCAAUCUCCAUUACCCACUAGAAAGUUGGCUAAGAACCAAGUCAGCGAUGCUGUAUCUCGACCUAUAUCACUUAUGGAUGAAGAUUUGGAAUCAACGUUUACUCCUCAGUUCGACUCUGCUGCCGCAGUAAAUGCUACUAGUCGAACAACGACACCAUUCGUGAUCAAAAAUUUGUUUCAUAAAUUUCGUAUUAUCAAUAACCCGAAAGAAUUUGCAUUAUUCAUAAAACGACCGAAAACAGGAGACUGUCGACGAUUGAGUGACGUAGAAUGUCCAUUGCUAGCCAGACUAAUGCUGGGUCCUAAUGAAGAAACUUUUCGGAUUUUUGUGUGCGAAGUCAAUGACCCCAAACCAGCUGUAAAUCCGCAACAGCAAGCGAUUGUUUUAUCACCAGAAGCUGCACAAUAUAUCAAUUUCUCCUUAACGGAACUAUCCAAUAUUAUUGAAAUGUACAAAAUCGAAGAAGAAAAAGAAAAACUGAAAAUAAAGGAAAAGUGUUAUUUCUUUGUUUUUUUCUUUAUUGCACGCUUGGGAGUUGCAUCACGAUCGGGUCAUGACUAA